UCUUGCAAUGUGGGCGAUUUGUGCAAUCGUUUGUGGGUUGAUCACACUCGGCAGUGGACACACGUACAAAACCGGAGAAUGCCCUACCGUGGAACCGAUGAGUGGCUUCAACAUGCAGCAGUUCCUUGGCGUUUGGUACGUGAUCCAGAAGACGGGCACCGCUUCCAGUUGCGUCAUCUACAACGUCACCAAAACGGACGAACCGGGCGAGUACGACAUCGAACAGGUGUCCCAGCGGAAUCCCCUCUCGGUUGGACCACUCAAGCACGAGUACAGCUACACCGGAAAGCUGACCGUGACCGAUAAGGACGUCCCGGCACGGAUGACGGUUCGGUUCCCAUUGAGUGUGGCUGGCUCGGCGAAGUUUGUCGUGUUCAUGAGUGAUUACAACACAUUCGCUGGAGUGUAUUCGUGCCAGAAGAUUCCGUUCGGACACCGGCAGAGUGCAACCAUUCUGUCCAGGACUCGCGAAUUGGAUCGGAUCUAUGUUGAUAAGAUCCGCAACCGCUUGUCCAGCUUUUCGGUCGAUCCCUUUGACCUUAGCAUCAUCGACCAAACCGGGUGCCCGAAGGAGGGAGAAGCCGGCUUCAAUAUCCACAUCGACUCGAACACCUUCUCGACGAAAAACAUUGCCAACGUGUUCCGCAAGGCCGGCGAAAAGAUCGGCGAUGGGUUCGAGUAUGCCGUGAAUGCGGGCAAAAAGAUUUACCAUCAGUACACCGACUCGGGCAGCACAGAGCAAGGCUCACCGACAGCCAGUCCCUCCUCCGGUCACCGGGUGGAAAAACUCGUCAUGCCCCAGAAUCCCGAUGCCGAGUGGCUUCCGUAAUCCCAACAACAGGAAAUCCAACUCUGCCCCCACAGUAGUAACCCUUUGCUGCUCGAAUGUCGAAGGUCAACCGUGUUGCGUCGUUCCUUCCAAUAAUGGGCGGUCAGCGGUUGGUUGUGUCAAAAGACUAUACUAUCGAAUUUCCACUUAGGUUUAUUCGGAUUGAAACCUUGAAAUAAAUACCUGUGCUAAGUUGACUCGA
This is a messenger RNA of Aedes aegypti (yellow fever mosquito), 1031 nucleotides long. Its product is annotated as apolipoprotein D. Gene Ontology annotation, molecular function: lipid binding. The record is from RefSeq and is a predicted model, not a curated record. NCBI's taxonomy places the organism in Eukaryota, Metazoa, Arthropoda, Insecta, Diptera, Culicidae. Gene Ontology annotation, biological process: tissue regeneration; lipid transport; brain development. Bases 8 to 829 code for a protein of 273 amino acids. The transcript has 5 exons.